AUGUACGCUCGCGCUGCCCGUCCUCAGUUGGCCUUGAACACUGCCGUUGCGCAGAAUACUCGCCCAACCCUCAAGCUCAAGUCACCCGUCGUGGCUCCACGAACACCAAUCUCACCAGUCUCUGCACAAAGUCCAGCAGUUGUGAGAUUCUCGACAUUCCAGGUUCCCAAUUAUGCAUACACCAACUCUUGUUCAACGAAGAGUAUCCUCAAGAAGCACCAGUCAGGACGUCCGGAGACAUCAGAAAAGCGCAUUCAAUUCCAAUUCACACCCACAGUCUACUGUGUGACGCCUAUUGAGAAUCCAGAUGAAUACUACGGAACACAUACCAAGAUGUCUCGCGAAGAACGACGUUGGUCGGUUCGCCAGUGA
This is a messenger RNA of Penicillium malachiteum, 372 nucleotides long. RefSeq lists its product as uncharacterized. The record is from RefSeq and is a predicted model, not a curated record. The transcript has a single exon. NCBI's taxonomy places the organism in Eukaryota, Fungi, Ascomycota, Eurotiomycetes, Eurotiales, Aspergillaceae. Bases 1 to 372 code for a protein of 123 amino acids.